Molecule: messenger RNA, 1407 nt
Organism: Erigeron canadensis
Lineage: Eukaryota; Viridiplantae; Streptophyta; Magnoliopsida; Asterales; Asteraceae
Exons: 1
Coding region: 1-1407 (468 amino acids)
Source: RefSeq, a predicted model, not a curated record
AUGAAGCUACCAGUAGAUCUAAGCGCAAACACGGAGGAUGACAGUAAUGCGAGGUUUGUCAGCAUUUUGUUCUUGGUCACCAUGGUAGCCAAUUUCCUUCCUUCUUUGGGGCUUAUGGGUGACAAAGAACUUCUCAUUAACAUCAUUGCCUUGGGUAUUCUAUUAAUCACCAUACUUGUUAAUAUAUGGAUCCUAGCUUUUUCAUGGGCGUUGAGGAGUUUUGCUGCAGGUAUAUUCAUAUUACCUUGUCUGUUGGUAUUUUCGGUAGCUUUGACCGUGCCAGCAUCUAGAAGAAACUUACAACUACAGUACAAGGAGUUGUGCAGAUUGGCUUCAAAUCAUGACGAGAUAAAUUUCUCUUACGAAGAACUCGUUAACUACGUUAAAAUGCAUUGGAUGAUGGCAGAAACAGGUGACCCCCAAUUUGCGAUAGCUUGUUCACAGAUUUCUUUUACUUUAGGAGUUUUAUGUUCAGAUGUUGCCAUCUUUGCCGUCUCAUGGUUUAUAGAUCCAUACUUUCCUCGCAGAGAAUCAUCCGAUUAUGAUUGGUCAAUCAAGAUUAUUAAUAAUGUGCAACAUGUUGGGGUUUUGGUAGGUUGUGUAGCACCAAUAUCUAGAUGUUUUACUGUCAUCGGUUAUAACAAGCCUUCUACGAAAUGGAACAAGAACCAUCUAAACGUGUUCAAAGUUGAAAAACAAUGGAUAGAAAGACUUGAGCAAUGGAAACGCAUCCACGUCCGUUCUCAUAUCCCAGGGCGCCAUUGCAAAAAGGUUUUCCAUCUGGUCAAAAACAUGAUUUUGAACAUUUGUAUUGCACUUCAGAUAGUGGCUGCAGUUAUAUGUAAAAUGAUUUGCCUUCUUCCUAGAUGUUUCCUGAUCUUAUUCUUUUAUUGUUGGUAUCUCUGCAAAUUAUUAUUGAAAAGGUUUAAAUGGGGGUCAAAAAAUGACUACAUAAGUGAAGAAGAGGUGGAAAAAUAUGCCAAGUAUGUUAUGCUAGCUGAAGAAGAGGCGAACCUUUCAGAGAGAAUAUUGACAAAUAUGCUUCGAUCUAUAACUAAACUUAUUAAAGUAUCUGCAGAGAAGGAGCCGAAAAAUCUUAUGAAGCUAAUUCUAGAUAUAUCUACUGGAUUCAAUGGAGUAAUAAAGUUCGACAAUGAUGAAGUCCCUCCUCUAUAUCCUGAAGAAACCCAGAAUUGUUGGAGCCUAGUAGCGGUAACGUUAAUGACUAUUGCAAUUGCACUUCCAAACAUUUCAAAUAGCCAUGUCAAAGAAUUACUUGCUAGUAUGCGGGAAGGACUCCAAAUCGUAAGAAUUGUUGAAGAAACCCUCAAUGAAAAUGCUGACUUGGUAGGUUCGAGAAAAGCAGCUAGACGUUUGUGGACAGACAUUGAGUUAUACAACAAGUGA